Messenger RNA from Calidris pugnax (ruff), 2055 nucleotides. It is a transcript of the gene AHCYL2, whose product is annotated as adenosylhomocysteinase-like 2. Gene Ontology annotation, cellular component: cytosol. The coding region runs from base 33 to 1889 and encodes 618 amino acids. The record is from RefSeq and is a predicted model, not a curated record. The transcript is spliced from 17 exons. Gene Ontology annotation, biological process: L-methionine cycle. NCBI's taxonomy places the organism in Eukaryota, Metazoa, Chordata, Aves, Charadriiformes, Scolopacidae.
UGAGGGAGGCGGUGGCGGCGGCGGCGGCGGCGAUGUCGGUGCAGGUGGCAGCCCCCGCUGUGGAGCUGAAGGAGCUGAGCGGCCCCAUGGAUAAAGCAGCGGGGCCGCCGUGCGAGCCGGUGGCCGCUCACCCUCCCGGGCACGGCGUGGCCGCGGCCCCUUGCCCGCUACCGGCUACCGAGCGUGAGGCGGCCCCGGCGUCCUCUUCCUCCGGUGGCGGCGAGCGGCCUCCCCUCAGCGGCUGCCCCGGCUUGUCCGCCGCCACCAAGGUACCGCAGGCUUCGGCCAUGAAGCGGAGCGACCCGCACCACCCCCAGCACCGGCACCGCGACGGUGGCGACGGCGGCGGCGGCCCGGCGGCCGAGGCGCUCGUCAGCCCCGACGGCACCGUCACCGAGGCGCCGCGCACCGUCAAGAAGAUCCAAUUCGCCGACCAAAAGCAAGAAUUCAACAAGCGCCCGACGAAGAUCGGCCGCCGGUCGCUCUCCCGCUCCAUCUCGCAGUCCUCCACAGACAGCUACAGCUCAGCUGCCUCCUACACAGACAGCUCUGACGAUGAGACCUCCCCCCGGGACAAGCAGCAGAAGAACUCCAAAGGCAGCAGUGAUUUUUGUGUGAAAAACAUAAAGCAGGCAGAAUUCGGGCGCCGAGAGAUUGAAAUUGCCGAACAAGAAAUGCCUGCUCUGAUGGCUUUGAGGAAGAGAGCUCAGGGAGAGAAGCCGCUGGCCGGGGCCAAGAUCGUGGGCUGCACACACAUCACAGCGCAGACGGCCGUGCUGAUGGAGACCCUGGGCGCGCUGGGGGCGCAGUGCCGAUGGGCUGCCUGCAACAUCUACUCUACCCUCAACGAAGUGGCUGCUGCCCUGGCCGAGAGCGGGUUCCCUGUCUUUGCCUGGAAAGGAGAAUCUGAAGAUGACUUCUGGUGGUGCAUCGAUCGCUGCGUCAACGUGGAAGGGUGGCAGCCCAACAUGAUCUUGGAUGACGGGGGAGAUCUGACUCACUGGAUUUACAAGAAAUAUCCCAACAUGUUUAAGAAGAUCAAGGGGAUCGUAGAGGAGAGCGUGACUGGUGUCCACAGGCUGUACCAGUUGUCCAAAGCGGGGAAGCUCUGCGUCCCAGCCAUGAACGUCAACGACUCGGUCACAAAGCAGAAGUUUGACAACCUCUACUGCUGCAGAGAGUCCAUCCUGGACGGCCUGAAAAGGACAACAGACAUGAUGUUUGGAGGAAAGCAAGUAGUGGUUUGUGGCUACGGGGAGGUUGGAAAGGGCUGCUGUGCUGCCUUGAAGGCCAUGGGCUCCAUAGUGUACGUGACAGAGAUCGAUCCGAUCUGUGCCCUCCAGGCCUGCAUGGAUGGAUUCCGGCUCGUGAAACUCAAUGAAGUCAUCAGACAAGUUGACAUUGUCAUCACCUGCACAGGCAACAAGAACGUGGUGACCAGGGAACACCUGGACCGCAUGAAGAACAGCUGCAUCGUCUGCAACAUGGGGCACUCCAACACCGAGAUCGACGUGGCCAGCCUGCGUACACCCGAGCUCACCUGGGAGAGGGUGAGGUCCCAGGUGGACCAUGUCAUCUGGCCAGACGGGAAGAGAAUAGUCCUUCUGGCGGAGGGCCGCCUGCUGAACCUGAGCUGCUCCACCGUCCCCACCUUCGUCCUGUCCAUCACCGCCACCACGCAGGCUUUGGCUUUGAUAGAGCUCUACAACGCUCCCGAGGGCCGCUACAAGCAGGACGUGUACUUGCUGCCCAAGAAAAUGGAUGAGUACGUGGCGAGCCUUCACCUCCCAACCUUCGAUGCCCACCUGACAGAACUAACGGAUGAACAAGCAAAAUACUUGGGACUGAACAAGAACGGACCUUUCAAACCAAACUACUACAGAUAUUAAGUUCCUGCCGCUGUAUCCCGGGAAAUCGCGAGGAACAAGAACCCGAGUCUUUUUCUCAACUACUGUACAGGAUGAAAACAGCGCAAGCUUCCUAAGUUAGAGCUGGGCUUGCUCACAUCGUAGACAGUGUGUUUAGGUUAUUUAUUUAUUAAAUUAGAAUACUGUA